Messenger RNA from Penicillium vulpinum, 1524 nucleotides. RefSeq names its product IucC family-domain-containing protein. The coding region runs from base 1 to 1524 and encodes 507 amino acids. Gene Ontology annotation, biological process: siderophore biosynthetic process. The transcript has a single exon. The record is from RefSeq and is a predicted model, not a curated record. NCBI's taxonomy places the organism in Eukaryota, Fungi, Ascomycota, Eurotiomycetes, Eurotiales, Aspergillaceae.
AUGACAGUGAGCCUUGAGAAAAGACGUGCAGACCUGUCGUCGCUGUGUCGAGUGGCCGCCUGUUUGAUUAAUGAACAUUUGGUUCAUGCUCAUAUCUCUGAGACAUCGAUUACACUCUCUCAUCCGCAAUCAGACAGCUCAAUCAUCGUCCAGUGCGUUGACUCUGGGAUAGAAAACGGCGCAAUUUAUCCCAGUCAGUUGAGGGGUGUGGUCACGUCCGAGGGCACCCCCAUUAAAGACGGAGCGAGCCUAUUGUCACUGUACGGGUCAUGGGCGAAGCAGGACGUCUCCCUUCUCUGUGAGCAGCUGGAGAAUUCUACCAACAACCUUGAAGCACUCUACAAGAAGUCUCGGACACCACUCGGGAUUAACUCCUCUCCACUCGACUGGGAGCAGAGUAUUAUUGAAGGCGAGCCACAGGAUCCCUGGCAUAGAUGUACCUAUCCGGCUGUAUUGGACUUUUUUGCUGCGAAUAUCCAUUUAGUGGUUGUUCCUCGUGUGGACGUUACGACUGUGGGUGACUAUGAUACAUGGAUUAACCAGGUGGUUCCCAAGGAAGUGGAAAUUGACCGUGAGAAGCAUGUGGUUAUUCCGGUACACGAGGAACAGCUCCCUUGUGUCACCGGCGAGUUCAAAGAUAUACCUGUGUUACCGGGUUCUAUCGCAGGCCGACCGCAGAGUUCUCUACGAACGCUCUCAUUUUCACUCACUAAUGAAAUCUGCAUUAAGAUGCCACUGAGUGUCAAGAUUCUCGGGCGCGUCCGCAAUAUAUAUCCCCAUGAAAUUAUGUUAGGAUCUCGAUUGGAACCCGUGUGGAGGAUCGUGGAAGAUGCUGCAAUGUCAAUGGGCGGCUCAUUGAUCAUUGUUCGCGAAUAUGCAGCGGCAGCCACGCAAAGUGAGAAUCUGGGAUGUAUCAUCCGCCAGAGUAUUGAGAGCAUCGUCAAAAAAACAGGAGACGCUGUCAUUGUAUGCGCAGCCCUUAUAGAGCAUGCCGAUGCUAUUUGGGGCGAUAUGGCCAACAAAGCGGUCGUGCUGCGAGAUUACUGCAGUCAUUUGUUCCAUGCCUUCUUACCAUCUGUACUGCUCCAUGGAAUGGCCCUGCAGGCUCAUCCCCAGAAUAUCCUUGUCCGAGUGGAUCGCGUCACCCGGAAGGUCAAGGGAUUUGUUUAUCGCGACCUCACACAUAUGGCAGUCCAUGUCCCAAAAUUUCGCGAAUCCACUUCCUUGGACAUGGAUAUCGGUCCGUCGAAGUCAUUGGAGCAGGUUUAUGAGAAUAUUCUACGAAUGGUGGUCCACGCAAGCACCGGUUCUGUCAUCCAAGCAUUCGGACUGGGGAAUGAAGGAUGGAAAAUCGCCCGAGAGGAGCUAGAGAAGAUGAUCCCAGCAGACCACAAACUAGCUCGAAGAAUUUUCUUUGAGAAGCCUACACGGCCGGCGCAGGCUUAUCUCACGCGAAAUAUGGCCGGCGAGGUUCGAACGACGACAAAGGUUAAUAUGUUGCAUCAUUGCCAGAAAACAGCAUGA